This is a messenger RNA of Maudiozyma saulgeensis, 1563 nucleotides long. The record is from the annotation of a GenBank genome assembly. Lineage: Eukaryota; Fungi; Ascomycota; Saccharomycetes; Saccharomycetales; Saccharomycetaceae.
AUGAGCAACGUUCAAAAACGAGUUUUUGUUGGUAAUGUGCUAAAUAAUCAAGAUGAAUGUUUUGAAGAUUUGUAUAGACGUUUCCAAACGUUCGGGGAAACAAAUAAUGAUACAAAAGGAUUUGAUGUUCAUGGUACAUUUGGUUAUUUGAAUAUAAUGUUUUUUGAUGAACAAGGAUUUCAAAAAUUGAAGAAGAAUUUCAAUAAAGUUAACUUCAAAGGAAAUAUGUUAGUUGUGGAUUUAGCAAAACCAGAUUUUAAAAAAUCCUGGGAAAGUCAACACGAAAAGGACUUGAUACAGAAUGGGUUAAUAGAGAAACGAAAUGCUAAGAGGGAUUGGGAACAUUAUAAAAAAUUGGAAAAUGUUCAAAAGUCCUGGAUAGAUCAUAAAGAAGUUAUGCAAGGUAGAAUGAGAAAAACACCAAGAAAGAAAAGAGAUUUAUCUAAUAUAACGUUUAGAAUUGAUGUGAAUGGAUCCUUAAAAGUAUAUAAAUGUUAUAAGACUAAACUAUGGGGUUAUGAAAGACACAAAGAACUGGGUGAUCUUGUUUAUAAAUUUGUCGGGAACAAAUGGCGUAAUGGGUUUGAUCAUAUCGUUGACCGUCUAAAUUAUGCUAGAUCAAAACAAUCCAUACAUUUCAAUCACCCAACUAAUGGAUCGUCAUUAACUAUUUCUCAUGAUCCAAGUUCUAUUCAAACUGCAGAUGAUGAACAUAUGUCUGAAGAAGAAAAAUUAAAAAAUAAUAAUGUAUUGACGGACUUAUUGAAUGGAUUUGAUUUUAAUGAAGCUUCAAAUGCAGUAGAUUCUGAUGAGGCUGAAGAAUUCGGGUUCAAUGCUAAAGGUCAAAAAGAAGAAGAGGAAUAUUAUGGUCAAUAUGAUAAUAACAACGACAAUGAUAAUGAGUAUUAUGGUACGAAAGGUAACGAUUAUGAUUACAACAAUAAUAACUACAACGAAGAAAAUGAUUAUUAUAAAAACGAUUAUAACGAGGAUGAUGGCUAUUACAACAAUAAUGAAGAACCUUCAGAGUCCCAUAACCUUGACAAAAAGCAAAGGAAAAGUAAAACAUAUCAGGAAGAAGACGAAGUACAAGAGGAGGAACCUAUCCCAGUUUUCACAGAUAAACCUGUUAAUAACGUUGUCACAGGUACAGUCAGUAACACCGAGACAUUAAGAUCUCUAUUUAACCCUGAAAGUGAAUCUCAAUCGACUGGAUUCAGUUUAAUGGGUGGUAUUGAAGAAGAUAUAGCUGUUGAUCAAAACAAACCUGAAGAUACAAAUGAAGCACAGACCAGAACAAUUAUGGAAGAGAUUUCUACAACCUCUCAAUUGAAGGAAAAGAACCACUUAUUCUUUGCGCAUUUCAAAUCACCUUUCUUACUGGGUCAAACACAACUGACUAAAAUAUCUGGUGGUGGUGAUACUGAUUUGUUAAAUAAUUGGGAUCAAGAAUUUUGGGAUAAUAGAGGUACAUGGACAAGAGAAAUGAAGAACAAAAAGAGAGAUGCUAUGAGACAACUUCACAAGAAAAAAGCUAAAGAAUCAAAUCACAUAUUAAUAUAG